AGCUGUUUCAUCUAUUGUGGUGGUCCCCGAUGAUAGAAGAAACAGGAACAUGAACAUACAACAUCGCCUCCUCCUCGUCCCUAUAGCUAAGAAAGAAAUCUUGCACAUUCUUGACCCGCAUCAUCAGUUUACAAAUAGACGAAGGACGUUGUACUAGUUGGAAAUCGUCUCGUGUUAAGAGUCGCCACCUAGCGUAACAAGUAAAAACAAUAGUGCUUCAGCAGCUUCGACAUUCUUGAUAGCGUCAGCUUGUUGGUGGUGUCUAUUACUAGCAAAAUUUUCGCGGUUUUCGAAAAAAAAAAAUGAACCAGCGGGCGACCUCCAGUCGUGGCCGGCGGACGAGAAGUGCUUGCAAACUGAUCGGGGGACGAAUGUCCAACCUAAUUCCGGGAGUAUUAUGCUACACAGGAAGGUCGUCGUCGUCGUCAUGGUGGAUCAUCAUCGGCGUUGAUAUAAUUUUGAACACCUGGAGUAUCCCACGAAAAAACUGUUUCACUGUGAUGAUUUUCAUUGUGCAAGCUAGUUUUAUUGCAUCACAAGUUUGCUCCACAUCACAAAUGAGAAGUUGUUUGCCAUGUGAGCAGCCACCCAAGGAAAAUAAACACGCCAAAAAGUAUGCAUUGUCCUGCAUGUGUACGAGAAGCAAGUCCACAAACACGUACUUAUCGUAUGCGAUUUACAAGUUCACAGUGAUGAAAUAACAGGUUUUUCUUUCGAUAUGUUGUACUUGUUCGGUCACCUCCGCGGUUCAGCUGGGAAAUGGAAAAUCUUCUUCCACGCGGAGGACCUUCUCGCCGGCAAGAAAUAAACAAGAGCGAGUGCUGGUAAAAAAGAAGAGAGCAUCAUCAACAACUUCCAGGACGAGUGAGGAAAGAACAAGAAGCGCAAAAACGGUCGAAAAAGUCCCAACUUCCUCUUUCGCAACCACGUCAAGGACUACAAAGCUCGUCCAGAACAAGAAAAUCCUAACCCAGAAGCAUAGUAUUCAAAAUCAUGCGGCUCAAGAACAUGAGCAAGAAGAAAAGUUCCUGCCGACGGGUUGGAAGGGGCCGACCCACAACGGAAUCCCGGUGGUCGAACUGCAAAUUAUGGGCACGAAGGACGAGGAAAACGACCAGGAGGUGAUCAGGCGGAAGGUGGUCGAGCUCUACACGCACUUCGUCCACGAUAAUGGUCGGUGUGCGCCGGCGGCCACGGGACCGCACCUGCAGGGAACCCCGGCCGAGGCCGGGGCAAUUGAGGAAGGCGAUGAGAGUGGUCGCGGGGAGGGGACCACAAAUGCAACUGAGAGCGCAGCUGGAGAAGUAGAGGCAACGUCUUCAGACGGGACCGGAGCCAGUGCAGCGGGUGGUCACACAGUAGAUGCAGGCGGUAGUAAUGAAACACAGCAAGCAGACGGUAGUACAAACGCAACGACAGGAGUUGUGGCAGAACCUUCGGGAACUGCAGGCGGUACGAACAAUGAAACAGUAACAGGAGACGGAGCCGGGGGGGCCAGCGCGAACCCGCUCCACCCAGAGCAAAAUGGCACCAACAACGUCACGACAGAGGAACAACAAGCCGGCGUUUCUUUUCUUGCCGCUGGACGGGAAGAUCCACCACCAGGUGGAUCAAAGAUAAAGCCAAAGGCGAAGCAGGCUCUUCUCGCUGCCCCUGCUUCCUCGCAGGCCGCGCAGACGGGGCAAGGGCUUCUCGCUGCCCCUGCUUCCUCGCAGGCGGGGCAAGACGGAGAGAGUAUCGAGCCACAAGGGGAGCCGCAACAUGUGUGCCUGCCGGCGGUCUGCGGGAGUAGAGACAUACAAGAACAUUUAGCAGAAGAAUCUACUUCUUCGACGCCAGAAGUGCCCCUCGUCACGCGCAUGGUGUUGUCGGAGAAGAUUUUGCUCCCGUCACCUCUGUAUCGGAAAGCCCAGUGCGAGGUAGAGCAGUACCACAACGACAACCAAGACCUACAAGAACCCUACCCGACCUGCUGCGAGUUUGUCUACGACUGUCUCGAAUCGGACAUUUACCUCGACCGGGUGGUCCUCGGGGUUCUUUUCGAAAAGGAAAAGGAGCAGACCGGGUUUUCCUACGCGCACGACCACAUCGACGAGGCCUUUCUGUUCAGAAACGAAACCGUGAAAAACGCCGAAACGGGGGAGACGGAAACGACGACCUACGCGCGCGUACGGGUGGUGAAAAACCCGAAUUUUGACAUCGCCGCGUACGGCGUUGACAAUACCACCAUGCUAUCCUGUGUAAAAACACCCCCACCCCAGAGUUCUUGUCAUGCAGAUCUGGAAGCACACAAGAGCGUUAGUCUUGCGCAUCCCCAUGAGAGGCAUUUCCCAUAGUGUUUCGGAACUUGUAAUGCUGUAAACAGGAUGAGGAGAUGAAUGUGCUAUGCGGCUUCGCUUGCUAAUCUGCACUACACUACAGCCUGCAAGAACUUGUUAUGCGUGGUUCCCAAAACUUCAACGUUUAUGUUGCAAAAUCCCCAAGAACUUGACUCUGGAGUGGGGACGUUUUUACAAAUGAUACAUGCUCGAUGUGGCGAACCAGCCGUGUUUGAUUGUGCCCCCGGACGUUUUAUCACAAGAAAAAAGUGUUACAGUUGAACAUUUUUUGGACCUUCAGCAACACAAAUUUUCUCUGUGUGGCACAGAAAACUUGCAAUGCAGAGAUCCUAAGGGAAUAAAACACGUACGAAAUGAAGUUCGCAACCAUUUCUUGCAUGGCAAAGGUUGUCUACUGUCUUGCGGCUCCUGCAACACAAUGUGUAUACUGUAACACUUUUUGUUGCGAUACGAUUCGAAGGAGUACCACUAUCAAUACCCGGAUGGAAGAACCGUUCCCGCGGGAAUCCGGAGUUACGACCAAAGUAUGGAGGAGAAGGGAAAAAGCUGCAACUUAUCCUGUGUGAAAACGUCCCCAGGCUCAGAAGGUUUCUCAUGCGGAGCCCGAUGACAGGCAUUUUCUAGCCGUGGUGUGGAAUUUGUAAUGCUCAAAUCAGCACAAUAGGCUAGGUCUGUGAUGCUGCUGAACAAGCUAAACAGGAUCACACUGCGAGGCGAAACUUGUCAUGCGCAACAACCAAAGCUGGCUGAUUUGUUUAGCAGAUUUCUCAUGUUAGCUAUGAGGCGGGGGCGCUUUUGCUCAGGAUACAACUGGUACUGCAUGAUGAUCCUCGGAACCCUGCUCGGGUUUUUGCUCAUCUUCCUCUUGUAUCAAAUGCAAAUAUGUCUGGGUCUGGAAGGUUGAACCUGUAUUGCAUGUUUCGCAUUCCUAAAAAAUCUGUAUUGCAUAGGCAGCACACAAAGCGCCACACUUUCGUCCUGCAAAAGCGCAGUUUGUAAUGCGUUCUGCGCAUGAGAGAGCGUUUGAAACAUUUGUCAUGCUGCAAUGCACUCAAAGGCACAGUCAAUCAUGAUCAUUCAGCAUUACAAGUUUCCAGACCCAGACAUGUUUGCAAUGCAUAUCUUGGUCGUCCUUUUCGUCGUGAUCCCGAUAAAAUGCUGUUGCGCCUGGUGCUGUAUGAACUGCAAAAGUAUCGUACUAGUAGUAAUCGCAUUACAAAUUUGCUCAGCAUGACGAAUGGAAUUUCUCAUGCUGAUUUACCUUGAAAAAGAGGUUUGUCGUGCAAAAAUGCGACUACAACUACGAGUGCGAUACUUUUGCACAGGAUAUGCUGUGAGGUGGAUCGGCAAGUCGUUCGGAGGAAGAGCGAGCAUUUGGUUAUGGGUGAUGACGGGAAGCCGGAUAAGAGCCUCGCGGGCCGCAGCAAAUCUGCCCUGCUGGUCAGUCGGGGCAUCGAUCCACGGGAGGAGGCCCUGGCGAAGGAGAUUGACGGUCUGAAAAAGGAGCUGCAAGACUUGCGGUCCGAGCAGCAAAAGUCGAUGACCUCGGCCAUGAUGAAUUCCCUGGCCUUCGGGAGCACGCACGAGGGCAGGAUAUGAAUUGCAAAACUAUCGUGUACUCGUAUUAAACUGCAUUACAAAUUUGAAUUUCAUCCUCAGAAUCAGGAAUAAAAUUUGUAAUGCGGAUUUACUUUAAGAUUGAAGAUUUGUCAUGCAGUAUUGCGAUUGCUACGAGUAUCGGAUACUUUUGCACAGGAUACAGGAAGAGCCGGAACGAGCGGGUCUCCGUGUUGAAAAAGCAGCUGGCCACGCUGACGGAAAAGCAAGAGAAGAUGGAGCGACAGCGCCUGGAGAGUUCGGUGAACAUCCUAGAGGACGGCGCAGCCUUUAUCCUGUGUAAAAACGUCUCCACCCCAUAGUCAAGAUGGGUAAUCUGCUAGACAAAUAAUCCACGAGGCUUGGUUGUUGCGCAUGACAAGUCUGGCCUCGUAGUGUCAUCUCGUUUAGGUAGUUCACCAGCAUCUUCACAAACCUAGCACAUCAUGCUGAUUGGAGCAUGACAAACUCCGAAACACAACUAGAAAAUGCUUCUCAUUGGGCUCCGCAUGAGAAACGUCUUCAGUAUGCAGAAUUGCAUUACAACUGUGGGGUGGGGACGUCGACGUUUUUACAAAUGAUAGCCUUCGGCGACGCCAUUAAGAACGCUAUGAAAUCCUCGGGAGGAAGAAGUAGCCGGAAAUCGCGCUCCAGCAAACGCACCUCGCAAAUGAAUAAAUCCGCACACCACAGCCACUCUUCCCACUCUGAAGUAUCAAAUGCAAAAAUGUCUGGGUCUGGAAGACUGCAAGUUUGUCAUGCUUUUCUGGCAUGACUCGAGAAUCUGUGUUGCAUAGGCACGAAAAGGCCCUCUUACCUGUCAUGCAAAAACGCAGUUUGCCAUGCGGAAUAAGUAAGACAUGGCAGCCAAAAAAUUUGUCAUGCAUAGCUGCGUAUUGCAGUGCGUCUAUCAUUCACUUUUAGCAUUACAAGUUUCCAGACCCAGACAUAUUUGCAAUGCAUAUCAGGCGGGGGCAAACAAUGCCUCGUCUGGUCGAUCCAGUCGCCAGGCGUCAAAAAAACGGACCUCGGAGAUGAACAAACGCAGUUCCGAGAUGUCGAAAAGCCCUUCGAAUAGGAAAUGCAAAAAUGUCUGGGUCUGGAAACUUGUGGUGCUAAAAUGUGCAUGAUGAAACAAAACACUUCCGAAUGCAAUCCGGCAUGACAACUUCCCAAAACGCUUUCUCGUAGGCAAUCCGAAUGACAAACUGCGGUUUUGCAUGACAAAAGAGGCUGCCGUCCCAGGAGCCUUUAUUUUGUUGUUGUCUCUCGGUAGUGAUCACUUUGUCCAAACUUAUUCUAUUUAGAGUUUGUCGAGUAAGUGGCUACCGUUUUAAGGUUUACAGAACGACAGGGACGCCCAGCCCUUAGCUUCCCAACAUGACAAAAGAGGCUGCGACUUUUGUUGGUUAUAGUGCAAUACAGAUUUUCUAGGUAUGGAAAGCUAGCAUUACAAGUUCCAAGCUUCCAGACCCAGACACUUUUACAUUCCAUAUCGAAAAGAGAGGAACAACGGGCUUCGCAGACCGCGGCCUCGCGCCACAGUGUUGCUGGUGGAGGUGCUGGGACGACGAGGGCGUCGCAGGUUGGCGGGACCACUUCUGCGGGAGCUACCAGGGCCUCGCAAGUGGCGCCAAUGUCAGAAGAACCGCCUCUGAUGGCCGCGCCAAGGAGCACGGACAACAGCCGGCCGACCCCUGAUUUGGGCGAAGGUUGAGGAGAGUGGAACAAAAAUGGACGCAUAAAAAUACCUGCGAGCAGGAUGCUCUUUCGACCCACUGUACUACCACAUUUUUGUUUAUUUCAAUAUGAUGCUCAACGUCAACUUUUUGUCUUUGUUUUGCUUUUCCUCCUGUAGCUGUAAUAUGCUUUGUAGUUGUUCUUGUUUUUUUUUUAAUUUCUGUACCUCGUAGACCCACCCCAGUUCUCAAGUGCGUAUGAUGAUGAUCUACUACUGCGACUCCCCGCCCCACACUGUGAUUGAGUUUCUGUUCCUUCUAGAAAGUAGUUGAAAUCCAUUUAUUCUAGUAUUUCCCCCCUGACAGAAGGUAAAGGUUCAACAUACGAAGCAAGGCAUUAAUAAAUCCACCCUAGAUCCUAUGCCACCUGAGCGUGCACCGGGAGAAU
This is a messenger RNA of Amoebophrya sp. A120, 6062 nucleotides long. Lineage: Eukaryota; Dinophyceae; Syndiniales; Amoebophryaceae. The record is from the annotation of a GenBank genome assembly.